Molecule: messenger RNA, 1319 nt
Organism: Meriones unguiculatus (Mongolian gerbil)
Lineage: Eukaryota; Metazoa; Chordata; Mammalia; Rodentia; Muridae
Gene: Sertad3
Product: SERTA domain containing 3
Exons: 2
Coding region: 130-720 (196 amino acids)
Biological process (GO): positive regulation of DNA-templated transcription
Cellular component (GO): nucleus
Source: RefSeq, a predicted model, not a curated record
GCUCGCGGCUGGCCUCCGGGGCGGAGCGCGGCGGCCCCGGCCGGACCCCGAGCGCCGGGGAAAGUGAGCCGGACUCCUGCCCGCGCGGCCGAGACGCUCCGCUGCGGGCUGGCCGUGGCGGCCGAGGCCAUGGGAGGCUUAAAGAGGAAACAUUCUGAUUUGGAAGAGGAGGAAGAUGAGCAGUGGGACUGGAGCCCAGCAGCCCUUCGGAGCUACCAGCAAGCCCUGCUCCGGAUCUCCCUAGACAAAGUCCAGCGCAGCCUGGGCCCCAGAGCACCCAGCCUGCGCAGGCAUGUCCUAAUCCACAACACUCUCCAGCAGCUCCAGGCUGCCCUCUGCCGAGCUCCAGCGCCAGCCCUGCCCCCCGAGCCUCUGUUCCUAGGUGAGGAUGACUUCUCCCUCUCUACCACCAUCGGCUCCAUCCUCAGGGAGCUGGAUACCUCCAUGGAAGAGACGGAACCGCCUGAGAAUCCAGGGGCUUCCUCAAGUCCCCAGCAGGAAAUGACACCCCAGGCUGAUCCUGUGUUCUUGGAAGCUCUGAGCUCCCGGUACCUGGGGGACUCUGGCCUGGAUGACUUCUUUAUGGACAUUGACACAUCUGCAGUGGAGAAGGAUUCUACACUUCCACCCCCAGAGCCUCCUCACAGCCUAUUCUGUGCCCCGGGAUCCUGGGAGUGGAAUGAACUGGACCACAUCAUGGAAAUCAUCCUGGGAUCCUAAGACUGAUGGGAUCCGGCAGCUUUGGUCGGCUGGGUCCUGGGGUGUGAGUCUUGUGUGUUUGGCGGAGGCUGUAAGCAGUGGCUGUGGCCUCCUUUCCUCCUGUGUCAGGAUUCCACAAACUGUCCUGCAUGUGUGCGUGUCUGGUUACCCCAGCCUUCCGUGAAGGCAGGUCUUCCUGAAUUAAUUUAUCUCUUCCAAAUGCCUUAACGAGACUCUGUUUUGGGGAGUCUGAUUUCUCACACAUUUCUUCUGCCUCCAGUCUCCACUGCCCUUAUGACCUCUAGGGCCUCAGGGAAGAUAAAGCUGGACCUGUCAGAGGGUGACGGGUGGGCUGCCUCUCCGGGGAGGGGGAGGGGCUGGUCUCCUCCUGGCAGGCUGAGCUUGGCAGGACCCCAGCCCCAGCAGCCUCCUGAUCCACAACCAGGCCGGACCACGUGCAAUAGGGUGGAAAUCUACCAGCUCCGAGCUACUUAAAAAGGAGGAGGCAGGGUUUGUAGUGGCUUUAUAAUUUUUUUUUUUUUUUAGUGAGUUUUUGUGUUGUUCCUGGUUUUCGUUAUUUUGUUUUGUUUUCUAAUAAAAGCAUUUUGGAAAGAUUGGAA